UGUUGCCCCGCCAGUCAGUGAACAACCGGGGAGUAGGCAUGCUGAAACGCCAAGAUCCUGCCUAGGUUUCCCCUGCGUUUCUGAAAGAGUAUUGAAUUAUGACGGGGAGCGUGUUGAAAAAACGAAUCGUUUUUCGCAAUUGAGUCGCAGAAAUCACAGAAGCAGAAAAUCAGUUGAAGAGAAACAGUUGAGUCAGCCAGCCGGUCUGACAGCCAGCGUGUGGGAAUGGCAGCUCCCCGGCCGAUAAAAGGCAUCCUGAAAAACAAGAACAGCGGGACAAACGUCAAAUCGCUGCCCGACGAGGUGCCGGUGGAGAAUCCUGAACAAGCCCCCGGACUCUCGGAGGAUGACCAACAGAAGAAAUCCCAGAAAUGGGAUGAGAUGAACAUCCUGGCCACAUACCAUCCAGCCGACAAAGACUACGGCCUGAUGAAGAUAGACGAACCCAGCACACCUUACAACAGGAUGGUGGGGGACGAUGAUGACGAAGGGGCACUGAGUGACUCCGACAGCCACAGUGGACUUGUAGCUGAUGACCUGGCAUCAAAGCUGGUGGCAGCUGAGGGUUCAGAGCCUCGCUUCAUGAAGGAAGAGGAAGAGAGUAGUGAGGAGGAGGAAGAGGAGCUGACUCCUGAAGAACAAGCCAAAAAGAAGCAUUUUCAGAUGAUGAGGAAGAUGCACUACAACGAGGGCCUGAACAUCAAACUGGCCCGACAGCUCAUCGCCAGCGAAUUAGAAGAUGACGAAGAUGCAGACGAAGAGAUGAGGGAUGACACAGAAGAGGCGAGGGAGGACACAGAGGAGACAGAGGAGAUCAAUGUUGACCCACCACAGGAAGCUGAUUCUCUGGACUCGUAAAUGAGGCCUCUCUCCCUCCUUCAGCCCUGUGUGUCGGCUCAAGAUCCAGACAGACAGUGCCACUGCGCUCUGUGUUUCAGUGCUGGACCACAGAGCAGACACAGCUUCACCACCCAUAUAACACCCCUCAACAGCCAAUAACCUCCCGGUCACCUGUCUGUCUCUACUAUUCCGUAGAACUGUGCAAUAUAACCUUCAAACACACUGGGUUUUUUUUUGUUUGUUUGUUUUUUUUACCUCCCAGAUUCAGUACAAACACACAAGUGAAGACUGUGUCCCUCCUCUUCCCUCUCCUGUUGCCAAGAAUUUUCCCCUCCCACCUCUUCUGGACUGAAGAAUAUGUGAUUCCGACCCUGAAAGGAGGAUCAAGGCCUUUUUUUUUAAAAAAACAAAACAAACAAAAAAAAACUGUCGGAUAACCAGAAGUCCCAUCUGGCCACUCCACAGUCCCUCUGCAGGCUAUAGAGCCAGUACGUCAGCCCUGGUGCAAGCCAGGGGAAACCCCAUGGCCUCACUAAAGGCAUAUCUGAGACAUGAUGACAGUGCUUCUACUGGGUGCCCUUCAGACAGCUUUUAUUUUUGUUUUGCUUUGUGACCCACCGCUCUGUCGCAUUUUCUUUGCACCUCCAGUACUCAUUGUGUUAAAAGUUGGACAAAAUGACGAUUAAUUAGAUUGUUUGUUGUUGUUUUUAUCCCUGCACUCAUCCUGAUACACGGUUACAUGGCUUACCUGUAAUGCUGUGCCAUCAGAUUCGGACUAUUUCACUUUACAUUUCAUAACUCGCUUUACAUUGGCGUAAUGGAGUUAUGAAAUAAUGAUAAUAGGGGGUCUAUAUAUUAAUUUCUUCUAGUAAAUGAUAACGUAGCCUACACAAUCUAAGUUUCAGCAUUUAAAAAAAAAAAAAAUCUAACUUUGACAUCAUACAACCAGCAAUACAUACUAUUGAGUGAUACAUGUAUGUUGUAGUAAGCAGUACAGUAUGGCUUUAAGAUCGAGUAAAAUAACAGAUUUUAAGUAUUACGUUGGCAUUUUGCUGACUUGGCCUCAG
Messenger RNA from Toxotes jaculatrix (banded archerfish), 1907 nucleotides. RefSeq names its product protein phosphatase 1, regulatory (inhibitor) subunit 2 (gene ppp1r2). The record is from RefSeq and is a predicted model, not a curated record. Gene Ontology annotation, molecular function: protein phosphatase inhibitor activity. Lineage: Eukaryota; Metazoa; Chordata; Actinopteri; Toxotidae. Bases 226 to 858 code for a protein of 210 amino acids. Gene Ontology annotation, biological process: regulation of signal transduction. The transcript is spliced from 6 exons.